Messenger RNA from Rhodamnia argentea, 2603 nucleotides. Its product is annotated as G-type lectin S-receptor-like serine/threonine-protein kinase RKS1. Lineage: Eukaryota; Viridiplantae; Streptophyta; Magnoliopsida; Myrtales; Myrtaceae. Gene Ontology annotation, biological process: protein phosphorylation; recognition of pollen. The coding region runs from base 106 to 2601 and encodes 831 amino acids. Gene Ontology annotation, molecular function: ATP binding; protein serine/threonine kinase activity. The record is from RefSeq and is a predicted model, not a curated record. The transcript has 7 exons.
UCAACUACAUUCAGAUGUUUCUGUUUUAUUGGUUAUGAAGCAAAAGCCAUGUCUCUGCUUUCUUGUCUGAAACAUUAGCACGCUGCAUCCCCAUCAAAGAACAACAUGAACACUAGAACAGUGUCAUUACACAUCCUGUUUUUGUUUCUUCUGCUUCAUUUGAUUGAUUCUUUGGACACCCUUGCCCUAAACGAUACCCUGAGAGAUGGUGAUGUCUUAAUCUCCCGAGGAAGAAAAUUUGCUCUCGGUUUCUUCAGCCCAGGUAAUUCAAGCUUGCGUUACGUGGGGAUUUGGUACUAUGGACUACCGAAGCGAACCGUCGUUUGGGUUGCUAACAGAGAGAAUCCAGUGAAUGAUACUUCAGGAGUCCUUGCGUUUGAGCAUGAUGGAAACCUGGUGAUCCGUGAAAACAAUGGGAGCUUUCCCAUUUGGUCAAGUAUUGUUUCCUCCACGACUUUGAAUGGUUCUACCACUGCCCAGCUUUUGGAUUCAGGUAAUCUGGUUUUGAAUCAUGAUUUGAGCAAAGAAGUUAUUUGGCAGAGCUUUGAUUAUCCCACAGAUACCUUGCUUCCGUCCAUGAAGCUUGGGUUGGAUCGAAGAACCGGUUUGAAAUGGUUCCUGACAUCUUGGAAGUCCGAAAAUGAUCCAGCACCGGGCAGUUGUUCUUACAGGUUUGAAUCACCAGGGUACCGACAGUUGUUCACUUACAAGGAUCGAGCUCCGUAUUACCGCGGUGGACCAAUAAUUUGGAAACCACAUGGUAGCGUUCCCUCAAUGCCUGACAAUUUCAAUUACAAUGUCACAAUUGUGAAUAAUGCGACAGAGGUUUCUUUUAUGUUGGACACAUGGGUUGUGUCUAGGCAUGUGUUGCACGAGUCAGGGUUACUUUCACACUUCAUAUGGCAUGAUGAAGAGCAGCGGUGGAGCGAGUUUAAUUACUAUCCAAAGGAGCAGUGUGACUACUACAGUAAGUGUGGGCCUAAUGGCAACUGUGGUGCAAACAACGCAGACCAGUCAGACUGCACGUGCCUGCCUGGCUUUGAACCCGAGUCCCCGGGAGAUUGGUACCUAAGGAAUGGAUCAGGUGGGUGCAAGAGGAAGCAAGGUGCGUCAAUGUGUCGAAGAGGGGAAGGUUUCGUGAAGGUGACACGGCUGAAGUUGCCAGACACUUCAACAGCACAUGUCAAUAUGAGCCUGAGCUUGAAGGAGUGUGAGCAGGAAUGCUUGAGGGAUUGCAGCUGCACAGCUUAUUCGAGUGCAGAUGAAAGUGUGGGGGAGCAUGGAUGUCUCAAAUGGCAUGGAAAUUUAGUGGAUACAAGAGCAUUUUCAGACUUGGGUCAAGAUUUAUAUGUGCGGGUCGAUGCAAUGGACUUAGCUCGCCAAAGGAAACGGAGUACUCUUGUCAAGAAGGCGAUCGUGGCAACAGUAUCUGCACUAGUAUUACUGCUCUUAGGCUCCCUUAUGUACUGCCUUCUGUUCAAGAGGAAAAGAGAUAGAAGAGGGAAUAAUCAUCUUGUUCGUGUUACCACAAGCUCAACAUAUUUCGAUGAACUCCUGGGUCUCAAAGACCUCGACAGCAAAGGUAGACGAAAAACAGAUCUACCAUUCUUUGAUUUUGAAACUGUAGCUGCUGCCACAAGAAAUUUUUCCUCCAUCAAUGAGCUUGGCCAAGGCGGUUUUGGUUCUGUAUAUAAGGGUGUGAUGGAUAACGGAACAGAAAUAGCAGUUAAAAGACUCUCGAAAUAUUCUAGACAAGGAAAUGAAGAGUUCAAGAAUGAAGUCAGGUUGAUUGCCAAACUCCAACACCGGAAUCUGGUGAAAAUCUUAGGUUGCUGCAUUGAAGAAGACGAGAAACUGUUGAUUUAUGAGUAUUUGCCCAAUAAAAGCUUGGAUUCAUUCCUUUUUGAUGAAACAAAGAAAUCACUUCUGGAUUGGGAAAAAAGGUUUGAAAUCGCUUAUGGGGUAGCUCGAGGACUCAUGUAUCUACACCAGGAUUCAACGUUGAGGAUAAUCCACAGAGAUUUGAAAGCUAGCAAUGUCUUACUGGACGAUGCAUUGUACCCAAAGAUUUCAGAUUUUGGGAUAGCGAGGAUAUGCAGAGGAGACCAAAUUGAAGGAAAAACGAAGCGUGUGAUGGGUACAUACGGGUACAUGGCACCAGAGUAUGCAAUGCAAGGCCGGUUUUCAGUAAAAUCAGAUGUGUACAGCUAUGGAGUUUUGUUGUUAGAAAUCAUUACAGGCCAAAGAAAUAGUGGGUGCUGUCAUAUUAACCCCUUUAGCAGUCUAAUUGGCCAUGUAUGGCAGCUGUGGAAAGAAGGAAAAUGCAUGGACAUUGUCGACAAAUCAAUGGACAAGACAUAUUCUGAGGAAAUGGCAUCGAGGUGCACUCAAAUCGGUCUUUUGUGCGUGCAAAGAUCUGCAUCGGACAGACCGACUAUGUCCACGGUGGUUUUCAUGUUGGGGAACGCCGAUGUGGUACUUCCAUCCCCGAAACAGCCUGCGUUCAUUGAUGAGAGUGACUACAAUGGAGAUAUUCAGUCAGCAAGCAACAGAACAUGUUCUGUUAAUGGAGUUACAGUUACUGUUGUUGAAGCUCGCUAGUC